This is a messenger RNA of Schizophyllum commune H4-8, 1191 nucleotides long. Its product is annotated as Pkinase-domain-containing protein. The transcript is spliced from 7 exons. The coding region runs from base 1 to 1191 and encodes 396 amino acids. The record is from RefSeq and is a predicted model, not a curated record. NCBI's taxonomy places the organism in Eukaryota, Fungi, Basidiomycota, Agaricomycetes, Agaricales, Schizophyllaceae. Gene Ontology annotation, molecular function: ATP binding; protein serine/threonine kinase activity. Gene Ontology annotation, biological process: intracellular signal transduction; peptidyl-serine phosphorylation.
AUGGGGGCGGUGUGCUGCAGACCGACGCCUAUCGACUUUGAUGGCGAGGUGAACCUCUUCCACUUUGUUCUAUUGCGAUGCGUAGGCAAGGGCGCCUUUGGCAAGGUCCGCGUCGUUCAGCACAAGCAAUCACGCGAACUAUACGCCCUCAAGUACAUCAACAAGGCGAAAUGCGUCAAGAUGAAAGCAGUUGCAAACGUCAUUCAAGAGCGCCGGCUGCUCGAGGAGGUUGACCAUGCAUACAUCGUUAACCUCCGCUACGCCUUCCAGGACGACGAAAACUGCUUCUUCGUUAUUGACCUCAUGCUCGGCGGCGACCUUCGCUUUCACCUCGAGCGCCUUGGCUCGCUCUCUGAAGACGCCGUCCGUUUCUACGUCGCCCAAAUCUCCUCCGCCCUCGACUACCUUCACAACAUGUCCAUCAUGCACCGCGACAUCAAGCCCGACAAUAUCCUCCUCGACGACAAGGGCAAUGCCCACCUGACGGACUUCAACAUAGCGGUUCACUACGGCGAGCGCAAGCUUACGGGCGUUGCAGGUUCCAUGGCCUACAUGGCUCCCGAAAUCCUCGUCAAGCGCGGCUACUCGUAUCAAAUCGACUGGUGGUCUCUUGGUGUCUGUGCCUACGAGCUCCUUUUCGGCAGGCGCCCAUUCCGCGGCCGCACCAACGCCGACCUCACGCACUCCAUCACCAAGGACCCGCUCAAGUGGCCCGAAGACGCUGAAAAGAAGUGCUCAAGACCCGGCCUUCAGGUCGUCAAGGGUCUCCUCGAUCGCGACCCCCACCGCCGUCUCGGCGUCAAGCCCGCGGGUCCAGAUGACCGCGACGGCAUGGCAGAGCUUCGCCGACAUGCAUGGUUCCGCGGCGCCGUCAACUGGGACACCCUCGAGUCGAAAGAAGCCCCCUCACCAUUUGUGCCUGAUGCCAAAAAGGCCAACUUUGAUGCCUCGCAUGAACUGGAGGAGCUGCUGCUGGAGGACAACCCGCUGAAGGCAAAACAACGCAAAGCAGCAUUCCAGGAGAAUCUCAGCGCGGAACUACGCCAAAUGGAGGAACAGUUCACGUCCUACGACUUCAAGCGCAUGCAACGGCGGUCGUACUACCCGACGAACACGCAACUGAUCUCGCAGGCAACAGCAACGAGUUCGAGUGGUGUGUGCAGUCGCCCAGACGAGGAUGCCAUCCAUUAA